AUGUACCGGGACCCCCCUGACCAGCGGAGCCGCGUCGCCAUGACUGUCCGCGGGCAGAGCUGCAUCCCCCGAGCAGAGGGCGACCCGGACGUGUGCGGUGGGCGCGGCGGUGAAUGUAGCGGCAGGCUGGGCUGUCCGUCUGCAGGGCGCACGGCCGUGCUGCUGGAGUCUCUCGUCCCCGUGUUGCACCCCCAGCCACCCCCCCACCCCCGCACCCCACACCGCCACCUCUCCGGUGUCCCGAACACUGCAAACAUGUUUCUCAUCGGGAGCGUGCUCGCGCUCUUCCUCUCAGGUGUGUUGCCAUCUUCAGCAUCCAUCUUCCCCUUCCCUCAGUCCCCCACUGACUGUGUCGAGGCUCAUCGAGUGUGCUCCACCGAACCCCGGUGCGAGGCGCUGUACCGGGGCUUGGAGCUGUGUGCGGCCGACGCAGCGGUGUCCCCGCUGGGGGAGCAGGUGGCCGCCGAGUGCCUGGAGGGACAGGACGCUCUGCUGGCUAAGCACCCCGCUCUCCUGGCCUGCAAGUGCCAGCGCGGCUUCCGCAAGGAGGAGCAGUGCCUGCGCAUAUACUGGAGGGUUCGCCUGCUGCCAGGGGAAGAUGAGCUGGAAAUAUCUCCCUAUGACGACACGCUAAUGGAUACUCGCAUGGCCUCCUUAGUGGCUGCGUCAUCUUUCAUGCAACUGGACGGUGAGAACCAGUGCCUGAAGGCAGCACAGGACUGUGGCCUGUACGAGAAGUGUGGCUCUCUGCGAUCAGAGUACGUCCUGGCCUGCACCAAACGGGUGCUCGGGACCAACCGAUGCAACCAGCACAAGUGCCACCGGGGCCUGCGGCGCUUCCUGGAGCGGGUGCCCGAGGAGUACAGCCUGGGUGUCCUCUUCUGCCCCUGCACCGACACCCUGUGUGGUGAGAGGAGGAGGAAAACCAUCGUACCCUCCUGCUCGUACCAGGAGAUGGAGGGUCUGCAGCCGAACUGCCUCCACCAGCAGAGCUUCUGCCGCCGAGACGACCUCUGCAGGUCCAGACUGGCUGAUUUCCUUAAUAACUGCCAGCCAUCUCCUCUGACGCCCAGCGGCUGUCUGAAAGACUCAGCAGGCCUGUGCCUCCGAGCCUACGCUGGACUCAUCGGUACCAUCAUGACGCCCAACUACGUGAGCAACAGCUCGGCAGACGUGUCGCUGUGGUGUAACUGUGAAGGCAGUGGCAACCAGUGGCAGGACUGCCUGAGACUGCAGCGCAUGUUCACCCAAAAUGCCUGUCUGCGUAACUCUAUCAGCUGGAUGGGGAGCCCCGGCUCCCUGCCUGCAGACAUCACGUCCCCUCCGGCUCCCAGACCCUCCCCGCUGGUUCAGAAGGACGAGCUGCUGAGCAACAACCACCUGCCCGAGCACAACAACAUCGUGGUGGAGAGUAAGGAAGAGGACGAACUGACACAGACGGCGCAGGUGAUUGAUGAAGGUGGCCAGUUUGAUGUCAUCCCACUGUACUCGGAGAGGGCCACCGUCUCCAACCUGGGCUCCCCCGGGACAGGCGGGGCCACAUUCCUCACCGCCGGCCCUCCUGAAGUCAUCCUACUGCUCCUUCUGCUAUCUGCCUCCCUCAGCUGGGGGUAG
Molecule: messenger RNA, 1614 nt
Organism: Cyclopterus lumpus (lumpfish)
Lineage: Eukaryota; Metazoa; Chordata; Actinopteri; Perciformes; Cyclopteridae
Product: GDNF family receptor alpha-4-like
Exons: 9
Coding region: 1-1614 (537 amino acids)
Biological process (GO): nervous system development
Cellular component (GO): external side of plasma membrane; signaling receptor complex
Molecular function (GO): signaling receptor activity
Source: RefSeq, a predicted model, not a curated record